Messenger RNA from Entamoeba nuttalli P19, 1053 nucleotides. RefSeq lists its product as hypothetical. The transcript has 2 exons. Bases 1 to 1053 code for a protein of 350 amino acids. Lineage: Eukaryota; Evosea; Mastigamoebida; Endamoebidae. The record is from RefSeq and is a predicted model, not a curated record.
AUGUCAGUGAUUCAAUAUUUAGAUUCACUUCAUACAUUAUUUAAUUUUCAUCAAGUGUGUCAUAGUUGUGAUGACGCUAUUGGAAGAACAAAAAUUAAUCCAUGUUAUAAAGAAAGGUCAUUAGAAACUAUGUUAUUAGACUCACGACUUAAUAAUUUAAAUAAAGAAAUGAAAAUAUUUGGAGGAUUAGAAACACUUCAUAUUGACAUCAAUUCAUUAGAGAAAAUAGAAUUAAAUAAAUUAGAAAGAUAUAAAUUAUUUGAGAUACCAUUCUUUUUAAAUCAACCAAGUACUAAUAAAUAUAAAAAUUUAAAUGGAAUUAAGGAGAAAAUAGUUAGUUAUAGAAUUGAUCUUUCAUUUAAAGAGAAUUUAGAUAUAACUACAUUAAUUAAUUUAAGAGAAAUAAGAAUUAGAGUAACAAAACAACUUUCAAAAGAAAUAAUAACAAAUUUUAUAACAGGACUAAAGAAAUUAAGACAUUUACAUAAAGUAAUUAUUGAUUGUGAUACACAACAUCUUGAAUAUUUAUGGUCAUUAGUAAAAGGAAUGAAUUCAGAACGUACAACAAUUAUAUUUAGAUUAAAUUGGUUAAGAGAUGAAGAUAUUCCAAUAAUACAACAAGUAUCUAAUGUAAUAAAUGUUGGUAUUUUUACAAAUGGAUUAGGUAAAUUCCAUGAUAUUUAUUUAAAGAAAGGAGUUAUAUUAUUAUUUUAUACAGAUUAUUAUCUUCAAGUUUCUAACCAAAUGGUAUUUGAUACUCAAUUUUCAAAAUUAUUAAAAGAGUAUUUUCCUUUUAAAAUUGAAAUUCAAGGAAAUAAUUUUAUUGCUCAUGUUGGAAAUAGUAAAAUUAUUAAACUUCGUUCAUUAAAUUAUCUUUCUGAUUUAUUUAUUAAUGAAGCUCGUUUUGAUGAAAAAAUUACAAUUGAAUUACCUACUCAUUUAGAAAAUUUAAUUAUUAAUAAUACUUCUUGUAUUGAUCGUCAUGGAUUAGAUGGAAUUGAAAAUACUUUAGUCCCUAAAACAGUAUUAGCUCAAUUUGCUUCUCUCAUUUAA